UCUUUCCCGUCUGUGGCUCUGGUUAAUACAGCGAGAGCUGAAGCUGCCCGGUGUUUUUCCUGGAAGUCUUGGCCACGCCCCCUCUUCCAGAAGGAAGGGAGGGAGGGGGUCUUGUUUCUCUGCCUUCGCUCUCUGGGUCGCUGCUUGUCUACCUGGAUUUGAGAACGUGAGAGGUUGAGUCUUGCCGGCUGAGCUGUGCGUCUUCGGUCUUGGUUGGAUUGCGGAGUUGAUUCACGAAAGGAUGAGGCUGGUCAUACUCAACAACUACGACCUGGCUAGUGAAUGGGCUGCCAAGUACAUCUGUAAUCGCAUCAUCCAGUUCAAGCCAAAUGAAAACAGAUAUUUCACUCUUGGCUUACCAACAGGAAGUACCCCUCUAGGAUGCUACCAGAAAUUAAUAGAAUAUCACAAAAGGGGAGAUCUGUCUUUCAAAUAUGUGAAGACAUUCAACAUGGAUGAAUAUGUGGGGCUUCCCAGAAGUCAUCCAGAGAGCUAUCAUUCUUAUAUGUGGAAUAACUUUUUUAAACAUAUUGAUAUAGAUCCAAACAAUGCUCAUAUUCUUGAUGGAAAUGCUCCAGAUCUAAAAGCAGAAUGUGAUUCCUUUGAAAAAAAAAUAAAGGAAGCUGGUGGGAUAGAGCUGUUUGUUGGAGGCAUUGGUCCAGAUGGUCACAUAGCUUUCAAUGAACCAGGAUCAAGUUUGGUAUCCAGAACAAGACUGAAGACGCUGGCCAUGGACACCAUUCUGGCAAAUGCAAAAUACUUUGAUGGAGACUUAACUAAAGUGCCAACUAUGGCAUUAACUGUUGGUGUGGGGACGGUGAUGGAUGCUCGAGAAGUGAUGAUUCUCAUCACGGGUGCACACAAAGCAUUUGCCUUGUACAAGGCAAUUGAAGAAGGAGUCAAUCAUAUGUGGACAGUCUCUGCUUUCCAGCAACAUCCUCACACCAUCUUUGUAUGUGAUGAAGAUGCUACCUUAGAACUGAGAGUUAAAACAGUCAAAUAUUUUAAAGGUUUAAUGCAUGUGCACAACAAACUUGUGGAUCCUCUUUACAGUAUGAAAGAGCAAAACUGACAGUGAAAUCCAUGCUGGACUCUGACUUUUGACACAAGCAGUGAUCUUCGUUAGCAGACAAAUGUACUGCUGGGCAAUAUGCUGAAAAUGGGCUAAAAUGGAGAACUUCUAAGUACUGUAGCUGGGGGUUGUCAUUUUUUCUAGAGGUCAGAUGUACACACAUUCCUAUUAACAGUUACAAGCUUUAUUCUCUGCUUUCCUGUCAAGAUGGUGGUGCCUAUUACAUGCUGCAUGCUGUUGGAAAGAAGAACUCUGAUUUCAGAGUGCAGGCAUAUGCAAGCUGUUCAGAGGGAGAGAAAAGUACUGUGUAACUCAAAAUAUAGAACAAUUUUUUCUUUUCGUCUUAAGGUGUGUUCUGUCUUGGCCUGUGUAAUGAACCGAUAAACAUAUGAAUCGAUA
This is a messenger RNA of Pogona vitticeps (central bearded dragon), 1471 nucleotides long. RefSeq names its product glucosamine-6-phosphate deaminase 2 (gene GNPDA2). Gene Ontology annotation, molecular function: identical protein binding; glucosamine-6-phosphate deaminase activity. Lineage: Eukaryota; Metazoa; Chordata; Lepidosauria; Squamata; Agamidae. Gene Ontology annotation, cellular component: cytoplasm. The record is from RefSeq and is a predicted model, not a curated record. Gene Ontology annotation, biological process: N-acetylneuraminate catabolic process; N-acetylglucosamine catabolic process; carbohydrate metabolic process.